Messenger RNA from Aspergillus ibericus CBS 121593, 1232 nucleotides. RefSeq lists its product as uncharacterized. The record is from RefSeq and is a predicted model, not a curated record. The transcript has 4 exons. The coding region runs from base 186 to 854 and encodes 222 amino acids. Lineage: Eukaryota; Fungi; Ascomycota; Eurotiomycetes; Eurotiales; Aspergillaceae.
GAGCACAUCACAUGAACUGCGAUGUAUAUAUAGUUGGUCGCUGCUGCUGCUCUCCCACAGCCCGCCUUUGUACCACCACCGAGAUUUUCACCUUCUCCCACUACUUGCCCAUCAUUACCUAUUACCCCCCCUAGUGUCUGGUGAAGCCAUCUCUUAUCGAUCCUACCCCUCAUCCAAUCUGCACCAUGGCUGCCCCCGCAGACAUCACCCUAAAGAACUUGAACGGCGAGUGGGUAAUGGACAAAACCCUGUCCAAUCCCACAGAACCGAUUCUCGAGCUGCAAGGAAUGGGUUGGCUCAUGCGUAAAGCACUCAGCGUCGCAACAGUCACCCUCUCCAUCCAUGAGUACCCCGACCCCGCAGACCCCACCGUUCUGCACAUCGACAUCGACCAGACUGUCACCGGUGGUAUCAAAGGUACAACCGAGAAGCGUAUCAGCGACUCCGAGCCGCGAGAGCACCAAGAUCACAUCUUUGGCCACGUCCGAGGCCAUUCCAAGUUUAGCCGUGGAUCCAAGGGUGAGGACGGAAAGGUCCGCCCUUAUCUGGACUUCAACACCAAAAGCGACGAGCCCCUGGUCUUCAAGUUCCUGAGGGGACAGGUGCUAGCUGACGGGAGCGAGAGCGAAGGGUUUCUUGUGGAAGACAUUGGCGAAGAGUAUGGCGAGGGCGAGGGCCUCUGGUACCAAAGCUUUGUGGAGAACCUGGAUAGCGGGUGGACUGCGGAACAGAUCUGGGGAUUUGAAGAGAUUGGUGGCAAGCGCUACUACACUCGCCGUGUUGCCGUGGUCAAGGGCAAGACCUACAAGUUGGCCCGAUUUGUCUACACCUUCAUCAAGCCUCGGGCUGAGUAAGGGCUUUCACAUGGGAUUCUCGUGAUUAGAAGCCGUUCUGUCUAAUAGAAUGAGGUGCUACCUCGGCACGGAGACCAGGACCCGCUCAAGAUCAGGUGCAGUCAGACGUGCUGUCCUACUAGAACUGAUUUGGGAGGACUAAACAUUAUUACUCCGUACAUUCGUUCAACCUGUCCCUCGUAAAGCGCUUAAAGACCAACAUGUACGGUAUGUUCCCAACUAGCGCUCUGCAUCAGCAUCGGAGUUCCAUUGAAAUACCGGGUGCGCUUGCAAAUUACAGUGAGUCAGAGCGGUAUAAUCAUAUCACUCGGCAGUCAUUAAAACAUUUUUCUCAUCCGGAAUGGUCGGGCACUUCUGAAUAUGAGAAGUCAGACGUAU